This is a messenger RNA of Dermacentor andersoni, 1999 nucleotides long. RefSeq lists its product as uncharacterized. Lineage: Eukaryota; Metazoa; Arthropoda; Arachnida; Ixodida; Ixodidae. Gene Ontology annotation, molecular function: phosphatidate phosphatase activity. Gene Ontology annotation, cellular component: plasma membrane. The record is from RefSeq and is a predicted model, not a curated record. Gene Ontology annotation, biological process: signal transduction; phospholipid dephosphorylation; phospholipid metabolic process.
AUGGACAUGUCCACAAGCAGCACCACGACGUCACCACAUCUCAGCAGGACAGCACAGCAGCCUGGCGCAGUUCCGCGACGUUCUUCAGAAGGUCACGUCGGUGAUUCGAACGUGGCCUUCGGCAUCAACGCCCCUUCAGGCGCUGGCCGCGGCUCCCGCUACGACUAUCGUCACGUCGACGUCACAAGCAAUUGGGCACCGCUUACGGGUGACGUCACGGACUACCGCUGCACGGGACCCAAGGGUCGCAAGUCGGGGUCCUCGUUUCCCUCGGGCCACGCCACCGUCGCGGCCUUCGCGGGCGUUUUCAUGUUUGGCUACGGUGUCCGGAGGUUCCCGGGCUUCCACCAGCCGUUUCGAGCCGCGCUCCUUGCUUGGGCUCUGGGCACGUGCGUCUGGCUGGUGUGCGCGCAGAGGGUCGCGCAGCACAGGCACUUCGUGGUCGACGUCGUGUGCGGUGCGGCACUCGGCGCCGCCGUGGCCGUCCCCUUCGUGGCGUGGCCGUACGGAGACGACAAGCCUUGAUCACACGCCAAUGCGGAACUAUCGUGUCCUGCACUGCGAACUUUGCGUUCGCGUUAUCUAUGGCCCACUUUUAUUACUCUUUUUUUUUACUAUUCUUGUGUCAUAUCUUUUCCUUUCUUUUUUUUUUUUGGAAUCUGUGCGAUGACUCGACUUUCUUUGUUUGAUUCUUGGUUAUAUAGUUAGUAACGCCUGGAGGAAUACAUUUGAUCAGAAAUGAGCAGAGGAACGUUGUGGUCGUUCCCAGGUCAUGAGUGGCUUCCUCACUCCAGGAUGCCAUGGCCCCUCGCCGCCAUUAUGGCCCUGUUCACCGGUCGGGAUUUGAGCCGGUCAGCUGGUCUUCCCAAUGCUCCGCAGAUGGUUGCGAAAUAGGGGGGAGGGGGGUACGUGUGUGUUGUGCUCGCAUUGCCAUACCAUAUGGUGGGUACUCGACAGUCCUUACAUUUGUAGUCGUAGUUGGUUAGAUAUACAGCGUGAAGUUAUUCAGGCCGUGCGGGAAAUUGUUUGUCUGCAGUUGUCUGAGUGCAACGGCGUCUUCUCCGCAUAGCUUGGGGGUGUCAGGCAGGGUAUGUUCUCCUUCCUAGUCUGCAAUGCGCUAAAAUUCCCGCGUGUUUCUUGGGAGCGUGUUCGCCUGUAUACCCUGGAGCGCGGCCGCAUAGCGAGGUAUAGCCCGGAGAGUAUGUUCUCGGACAGCGCCGUGUGCCGCCAGAUCACCUGCUAGGGACACAUGUCGCAGGGUCCAGACUAUAUAUGUAUUCAGGGGCACGUUUGAUUCUUUUUAACGUUUUGAGGGCCGAUGUUGACAUUUGGCAUAUUUGAUCAUUCCUGCAGCGAAUGGCGAGUUUGCUGUCACCGGGAUGUGUUCUUUGCCCCCUCGUCUCGGCGAGAUCAGUUGCCGUCUCUUCCGCAGAGCCCGUGUCCGGGCUGUCCACGGAGAACGCCGCGAGUUCUUUCUUGUUAACAAUGCUGAUCGCUUGCGAUUCUUUUCUUUUUCCCUUGUACUUCCGCGAAUGUGUGCCGCGUACUUUCUUCGUCUCUCUCGUAGGCAUUUGUAAUUGUCUUCACCCUUGCCGUUUUUCAUUCUUUGUUGGGCUCUGGAUGCAUGCUGCAAGGAAUAAACGCAACCUUGAUAUGGUAUCUUAGAUGUAGGGGAUUUUUUUUUUUUAAUUCUCGACUCUUCAGACUGCAUUGUCCGGACUUAAUGUGUCGCUGCACGUCCUGGCUCGACUUGUGCGCAUCUGCAAGCUGCUCCCAUGUGUUAUGGAUACGCAUUUGGAGCAGUUUAUCUGUGGAGGUGCUUGGAGGAAGCGCUGAGGCGAAUCCGCUGGUCCACUUGUAUAACUUUUUUAUUUGUGCGCCAUGCAUUUUCUUCUUGUAUUUUCAAUCUGUACGAUGACUUGGUUAUAGUUGGCAUGGCUCCUCCGCCAGAAAAAGGAAAGUACACAAAUAAAAUAUGCAUUCUCGUUUUAAGACGGCA